UAAUGAGGAAUUAGGAGAGGGAAGGAGAUGGAUGCCAGGGAGCCCAACGACACCGGCAACGCCGGCAACACCGUUGUCUGCUAGAAAAGAGAAUGUGUGGAGGAGUGUGUUCAACCCGGGGAGCAACCUAGCCACAAAAGGCAUCGGAGCUGAGCUCUUCGACAAGCCCCAACCCAACACCCCUACUGUUUAUGACUGGCUUUACAGCGAUGACACCCGGAGCAAGCACCGUUGAUCUUCAGGACUCGUGAAACUGUGAAGUGCCCCUGAAGCUGA
Molecule: messenger RNA, 276 nt
Organism: Telopea speciosissima
Lineage: Eukaryota; Viridiplantae; Streptophyta; Magnoliopsida; Proteales; Proteaceae
Product: dormancy-associated protein 1-like
Exons: 2
Coding region: 32-235 (67 amino acids)
Source: RefSeq, a predicted model, not a curated record